Rhizophagus irregularis DAOM 181602=DAOM 197198 is the source of this 1751-nucleotide messenger RNA. Lineage: Eukaryota; Fungi; Glomeromycota; Glomeromycetes; Glomerales; Glomeraceae. The record is from RefSeq and is a predicted model, not a curated record.
AUGACCACUCAAGCUCAAGUUAUCCCCAAGUUCGGUGAACAAACGAAAGCCUUCAGUAUCAAUGAGCUUAAACGGUUUAUUGUCGCUGCAAAGAGUAUGAAUGAUCUCGAUCAAGCCAAGAGGUAUCUUUGCAGUUAUUUCAUUCUCUGUGCAGAUCCUCAUGGGGUUUUCUGGUGGGACCCGGAUAGUAAAAGUUUGAAACACGUUAUUGACAAAAAUAUUGGUAAACUUAUCCGUCCAAUAAAAAAGAAAUUCUACACACAACCUGAACAAGGACCCUCUCAAAAGACCGAGUUCAACAUCUACAAGUGGUUUAUGGUCGAGAAUACCGAUGAUAUCUGGUGUUCAGGUGAUUGGAAUCUCACUGAGUAUAUCAUCAAGUGGUUAGCCGGUGUAUCUGCUGAAAGGAAGAUGUACUCGAUCCUUUACCUGAAAUCUGGACAGGGUUGGGGCAAAGGAAUUAUAACAGAUUUCAUUCAGCGAAGCGUCCUAGGCACUCAACUCGUUUAUAAGACCAGCGAUCCUCAAACGAUUCUUGGAAGUUUCAAUGGGCAAUUACAGGACAUUAUUAAAAAAAUGGCGAGUGAAGCUAUUCCAAAAAAAACAGGAAUUCAAUGGUUAGCCAGUUGGAGUUCUCACCUUGAAAUUUAUCUUAAUAAUUAUCAAUGUUCAGGGAUUUGGUAUCAAGACUUUCUUUCUAUAACUAAUUUAAAUGAUUCUCCAACUCAAAGGCUUAUUGCAUACUUACUUUUACAAAAUGUAAUCAAACUCACUUUUAGUAAGAAAACAACACCAAAUAGUAUACACACUCAUUUUUCGGCUGAUUCUUAUCUGGAACCUGAAAAAAUUCUUGUUUUAGAACCAGCUGAAGCAUUAAAGUUUUCUUACAUCAUUGGAUGGGUUAUAUAUAAAUUAACAAAAAGUGAUAAAAUAACAAGAUCACAUCCCAAAUUUGAUAUCAUUCGUGCUCACCUCAUGAUUCUAAGCUCAGAACAAGUUGUCUAUGAAAAAGAUGUUCGAUCACAGACGACAAAUGUAGUUCCAGGCCAAGAUUUUUUAAAAUUCAUGUACAAAAUGGAGUCAUUAAUAAUAUUGUUAUUUGAAAAGCACAAAGAACUUGGUCCCAAUAUUCUGCAUUAUAUAAAUAAUAGUUUAAUGUGCAACUCACUAUUGUUAGGAGCUUUUAACGCACUUCUUAAUAUUUCCAGUCAAAUGCUCUCUAUACAUGAACCUGAAAAACAGGAAUUAAAAGAUGAUGCUAAAAAUUUUCUUUACGAACGAAUUAUUUCUAUCUAUAUGAAGAGUAGGCAAAAGUCUUGGCGAAAAUUCAAUGAUCUCAUUCCUGAGAAAGGCACCUCAAGUCUUAGAGAAAACCUGAAAGCCAUGCGAAAUGAUAUUCAAAAUUCAUCCAAAACCUCCAAAACUAAAAAUACACAUACAUUGAUGAAAAAAUCUAAUGUUCCAAAGGAUCCUAUUCUUGCAUUAGUACAGCUUCAAAUCUGGGUAAAAUUGGAUGGCGCUGAAGAAGAAUUUUCAAAAAUGUUUUUAGUAAGUGAGUUACAGUGGUUACUUUAGGCCUUUGGGGACAAAGCAAGGUACAAGAAAAAAAAAAGUUUAAUACCUUUAAUUUUGGAUCACCUUAAAAAAGAAACUCCCUUCUCCAAUGAAGCCAUAUCAAAAGGACAAAUUUUUGUAGAAUAGUAAUAUAGCGAAGCCAAAAUUUACAGAAUAAAGUACUUGUUAAAGCCAAA